Stegastes partitus (bicolor damselfish) is the source of this 844-nucleotide messenger RNA. RefSeq lists its product as uncharacterized. Lineage: Eukaryota; Metazoa; Chordata; Actinopteri; Pomacentridae. The record is from RefSeq and is a predicted model, not a curated record. Gene Ontology annotation, cellular component: external side of plasma membrane; B cell receptor complex. Bases 24 to 713 code for a protein of 229 amino acids. The transcript is spliced from 5 exons. Gene Ontology annotation, biological process: B cell differentiation; B cell receptor signaling pathway.
CAGUGUUGAAGCAGCGGGGAAAGAUGAAGGUUCUACUGAGCAGUCUGCUGCUCUCUUCUCUCUGUGCACUCUCAUCUUGGAGUGUUUCAUUGGGCACAUUUGUUGUGAUCCAGUCUCCGGAUGUUUCUGUCAUGGAGGGACAAACAGUAGACAUCACCUGCUGCUGGACGGAGAAGUUUGAAAGAGUGCGAGUAAACUGGCUGAAGAAUGAAACCGAAAUCAAGAAUGAAAUCUUCCAGAAAAAAUCUCAAGGAUCUCUGAAAAGUGCCACUAACUGCUCAAUUCUGAAUUUUCCAAAUAUAAGAAGAAAUGAAUCAGGAAGAUACAUCUGCAGAGUGUUUAUGGAUAUACCAUACUAUGCGUCCACCAAAGGAAAUGGUACAUUGAUCACAGUUAUGGACUUAGAGAGCAGUGAUUACGCCGACAAAGGAGGUAAAUCUUCAGAUUCUGCCAACAGUCAGCUCCCUGUGAUAAUUGCUGUUGCUGUAGUGGUUCCACUGUUCCUCAUCACCAUCGCCUGUUUCUGCAACCUGAGAAGGAAACGAGUACAAGCACUCAGAGUGAUCUAUGAGGUUCCCCACAUUGACUCUGAGGAGGCAGAGCCGGACAAACACAGCACCAGCUCCUCCAGAGGCUCUUCUCAGUGGUGUCAGGUACCUGUGUACGAAUCCGUCGAAUACUUUCAGCAUGUGGAGACCAAAGAAAGUGAAUGAGGAUCUGCUUCAGCGUUUUCUGCUCUUAUGUUUCAGCAUGUAUAUAACGUACAUUCAUGACAGAAUGAUGUAAAUAGUUUUAUAUGAUUGUAAAUACUUUAUAUUCUUCAAUAAACUAAAUCAUAUCCAUA